AAACAUAAACAACAAAAAUGCUUUAAAUGUUUGAAUUUAAAUUUAAUUAAUUAACAUCGUCAAAAUGCUGGACAAAUUUAAUAAACCUUCUAAAAAGACUUCAAAUGAAAUUAAUUCACCAGCUCACAAAAGGAUCCGCCGCGAUAGCCGUACCCGUACCCCCCAAACAAAUCCAAGACAAACAAUUGAACCAUUUUCAUGGCCCGACAGCGACGAGGAUAGUUUCCUUUCCGAUAUUAAACUCUCAAACGAACUAAACCAGUCCAAAACACAAGAAUUAUUCACCAACGAUGGUCACGAUAGCCUAUUUUCUGACAUCAAUACCCAAGCCAUUGCCGCGGGCCCAUCGUCGAUAAACAACAAUAACAAUGAAACUUUAGUUGAAUUCAAUGAUAGCCUCUUCAAGGACAUCGAACCACCAUGCAAUGCCUUUAGACAGUCUGAGGACCUUAUGAAAUACUUCGAUGAUGAUCUUAUAGACGAUUUGAAAGUACAAAAUACCCAAAAGUUUUUAGAUGACAUCGCCUUCAAAGUGCCCAAAACAACAGUGUCCAUGGGUGCAGGAACUACCACCAAUAAAACUCUAUCGAGUUCCAUGAUCAAUCAUUUUGAAAUGACCAAUUUUAUGCAAGGCACACAAUACGAGACUCGAGAGGAGAUCAAAAAUCGAACCAUUGGAUCAAAUGUCAGUUUAUUUCGUCAAGAUGAUCAACAUCAGCUGUCGGCCAUCAACUGGGAAACUCAGGUUUUCAAUGAAGAUCCAGUUGUCGAUGAGUUUCCUAGUCGUGGAAAUUUCUAUGGACUUCCAGCAACCGUCCAGAAGAUGAUAUUCGAACACAAAGGAAUCAAUAGUUUAUAUGAAUGGCAAAAUGAGUGUCUCAAUCUUCCGGCAAUCAGAAAACGAAAGAAUCUCCUCUAUGCCCUGCCCACGAGUGGUGGCAAAACUCUGGUGGCUGAAAUUCUCAUGUUGCGGGAGAUAAUUUGCCGUGAAAAACAUGUCCUCUUCAUUCUUCCCUACGUUUCGAUUGUCCAAGAAAAAGUCAGUGCCAUGGCUCCAUUUGCCCUAAGUUUAAAUUUCAUAGUGGAGGAAUACACAGCGGGAAAAGGCAGAUGUCCACCGCCUCCGCGAAAGAAACGCAGAUGCAUCUUUAUUGGCUCGAUAGAGAAAGGCGCGGUUCUCUUUGAUAGUCUUAUCGAAGCUGGCAGAGCCAAUGAAAUAGGACUUGUUGUGGUCGAUGAGUUGCAUUUGAUUGGAGAAAAAGGUCGAGGAGCAACAUUAGAAGCUUUUUUGACCAAAGUUAUGUACAUCAAUGCGAGUAUUCAAAUUGUUGGAAUGAGUGCAACAAUUGGUAACCUCCCUGAACUUUCUGAUUUCCUUGAUGCAGACGUUUAUACAAGAGGCUUUCGACCUGUGGAGUUAAAGGAAUACAUCAAGUGUGGAAGUGAUAUUCUAGAAAUAAACACAGCUGGUUCCUGUUUGGAAGAGAUUUUCGUAUUCAAGAGGACGGUGAAUUUUAAAUAUAGUGCCCAAGUUGCCAAAUCCGAUCCGGAUCACUUGGGCGGCUUGGUGUCGGAAGUUGCUCCCAAAGAUUCCUGCUUGAUAUUUUGUUCAUCUCGAAAAAAUUGUGAAAAUGUAGCCGUGCUUUUGAGUCGAAUUUUGCCAAAGUCAAAAUUUGUUGAACACCGAAAGGGCGAAAAAGCCGAUCUUAUGGAUGCUCUGGACAAAAUUUGUGGCAUUCUAUCGCCGAUUCUUGAAAAAACUAUACCCUACGGCAUAGCCUACCAUCACUCGGGUUUGACAAUUGAUGAAAGGCGAAUGCUAGAGACUGCCUAUCGAAUCGGGACAAUUAGUGUGAUAUGUUGUACAUCGACGUUGGCAGCUGGAGUAAAUCUACCAGCAAAACGUGUCAUCAUUCGAGCUCCAUACGUCGGGAGGGAAUUUAUGACCUUGUGCAAGUACAAACAAAUGGUUGGGCGUGCAGGACGCGCUGGAAUGGGUGAUGCUGGAGAGAGUAUUCUCAUAUGCUCGAGCAAGGACAACAUUCGCGUCGGAGAGAUGUUGUUUUCUCCAAUGGACAAGGUUAUAAGUUCACUCGAUCACAACGACGGUCUGGGAUUGCAAACACUGAUAUUGAGUUCCAUUGGUUUGGGCCUCGCAGAUUGUCUUCAGGAUUUGAUGAAUCUGAAUAAGAAUACUCUGAUGUCGGUGCAGAGUGAAUUGUCGGGGGUUUCAGUGAGAGCUUUGAUCACAUCGAUUCUACGACAGAUGUUUAAGCACAAAGUUCUGCAGCUAAAGGACUUGAAUAAAGCUGCUUCGGCUAAUAGCUCAGAUAUCCUUACAACUCAGGAAAUGCGAGAGAUUUCUAGUGCCAACUUGACAAGCAAUCCCCGUCAGCUUGUCCUAAGCAAAACAACUCGAUUUGAAUUGACAACGAUUGGAAAGGCGGCUUUCAAAGCGGGAAUUGACUAUAAAAAGACAAAUCUAAUCUACAAGGAGCUCAAAAAUGCCCAGAAGUCAAUGGUCCUCUCGAACUACUCCCACUUACUCUAUCUCGUUGUGAGUUUCAAUUCCAACGAAAUUGGAGACGAUCUAUUCGCAGUUAACCCUUCGGUUCUCUUUCGAGAGUAUACAAAACUCGACAAGAAUACGCAGUGCUUGUUUAAGGUUCUCGGGAUAACAGAAGCUCAUGCCGCUAAAAUGGCAAAAACCAUGUCAACCAAAGGCCAAAUGGAAUUGCAAUUGAGUCGAUUGUAUAAAGUGUUGAUUUUGUUGGACGUCUUGAAUGUUAUGCCUCUGCAUUUGGUCGCGAGUAAGUUCUGUGUAGAACGUGGUAUGUUGCAGACGCUGGUUAAUCAGUCUGUAGCUGCGGCAAGUGCACUUGUGAGGCUUUGUGAACAAGUUGACGAAUUCUGGUGCUAUAAACCGUUGUUUGAGAAAAUAAGUGGCAAAAUGGAUAGAUGCGGGACAUUGGAAUUGGAACCACUGUUGGAUCUUCCUUCUGUUAAAAUUAACAGAGCAAAGCAAUUUUAUUCCGCUGGAUUUAAGACGGUUGAGGACAUUGCCAAAUGCAAACCUAUGCAACUUGCUAAAAAGAUUGAGCAUUUAAGUUUCAAAGCAGCAAAAGAAAUCAUUUCAGCUGCAAAGUUAAUAUUGAUGAAGAAAUUGGAUAGUUUACAAGAAGAAACCGAUGCUAUUCUAAGCUGCUUCAAAAAUGAAAAUGAUUCUGCACCGCAAGUGACUUAAAUUAUUUUUCUUUAUUUAUUAGUGAACCUUUUUUAAGUUUUUUAAUAGUACUCUAGUUAGUUUUUAUAUCGA
Eupeodes corollae is the source of this 3316-nucleotide messenger RNA. It is a transcript of the gene mus301, whose product is annotated as helicase POLQ-like. Lineage: Eukaryota; Metazoa; Arthropoda; Insecta; Diptera; Syrphidae. Gene Ontology annotation, molecular function: nucleic acid binding; ATP binding. The transcript is spliced from 8 exons. The record is from RefSeq and is a predicted model, not a curated record. Bases 65 to 3244 code for a protein of 1059 amino acids.